Messenger RNA from Naegleria lovaniensis, 357 nucleotides. RefSeq lists its product as uncharacterized. The transcript has a single exon. The record is from RefSeq and is a predicted model, not a curated record. Bases 1 to 357 code for a protein of 118 amino acids. NCBI's taxonomy places the organism in Eukaryota, Heterolobosea, Eutetramitea, Acrasida, Naegleriidae.
AUGAACACUGCUGAAUGCAUUAUUGGCCCAAGGAACCAGCCUAAACCAAUUCAAGAAAACAAAAAACCAACAAGAGAGAACCAGUUGCAUUCACCAGGUACAGAUCUAGGCUUAUUUGAGAUGGAGGAGGGAGUCGUGUCUCCCUUUCUGAAUGGUAUCAGCAAACAAGGCCAAAUGAGCACUCAAGAGGACGACAUUCUGUUGGAGGCAGAAGACGAGAUGGAGAACCCUUCGCCCAGAUCCACUUCGCUUUAUCAUGUCAUGCGAGAAUUGGAGAAAGUCAAAAAAGAAAACCAGCAACUCAAGCGUACUAUUUCUGAAUUGAUACGACAACAACACAGUCACCAAGUUUUAUGA